AUGCAAAGACGGGCCAGCCGCAGAGACACCCGCCGUCGCCCUGCAGCUGCGGAUCGUACUCGGUCCAGCUCAGUAGCAACGCCUCGCCGUCGUCGUAGCUUCGACACGUCGGCUGCGGACAACAGCAUCUCCCCGUCCUCGCACGACCUUUCCAUAACAGCCACUGCCAGUACUCCAUCCAAGGUUCGCAAAGUCAGCCGUGCGUGUGACUUUUGCAAAAUCCGCAAGGCCAAGUGCAGCGGUAACCAGCCCUGCUCAAAAUGCAUCGCCAAGCGCCGAACAUGUCUCUAUACCGCAAAGUACACCAGGGGGCGGCCGCCUACACCUCCGGCCUCGGCCGUGGCAUCUUCUCGCCAGGCUCCUACUCGGCAAGAUCGAGGCUAUUUGUCUUGGACAGAUAAUCAUGUCCAGGCUCAGAUUCGAGAGACAAGUGAUGGUGCACUUCAUCAGAGUGGAGCCCCCUCCAGGGCGUCGCCGGAGCUGGGCAUGGCAGAGAUCCAAGGUCAGGUGUUUGACCCGACGUCCGGAAUGACGUUUUUACAUCGCGCAUGGAAGAGGCUGUCAGACGAGACUGCACGCAAGAUUCCCGACGCCGUCGGGACAUCGGCAGAGGAUCAGCCGCUGUCCAUGGCAGGUGAUAGACCCCUGCCUGAGCUGCACGAGCAGCGAGCCAUCCGGCUGCCCAGUCCUGACGAGAGUCGCCGAUUGCUGGACCUCUACUUUGAUGUCUGCAUCGCCACAUAUCGCAUCCUCCACCGUCCCGCUGUUGAGAAAUGGCUUACCAUUCUCGAGUGCAGCAACGACCAGGGCAGACCAGUCUGGCAUGAAGUUGGACGAGCGCGAGCCUCAAUCGUCCUUACAGUUCUAGCAAUCGCCACAGAGCACGACGCCAAGUCAAAUGAAAGAGCUUCCACCGACGCUUCGUCGACAUCCCCCACCCUCAGCGACGAGUUCUUCUGCACCUCGUUGCGGCUCGCCGAGACGGAGCAGGGCUACCCCACGCUUGAGUCAGCCCAGGCUCGUAUCCUCCAGGUUCUCUAUCUACUUACCACGUCGCGUUUCAAUAAGAGCUGGUACGUGUUUGGAAAUGCCUUGCAAAUCAUAUCCACGAUUGGCUUGCAUCGAGAAGCAAACUCCAAGCGGAGAGGAAAAUCCACGACGGAUUACGUGCAGAGACAAGGUCGGUUGCGCACAUUCUGGACAGCGUACAUCCUCGACAAUUAUCUCGGCGUUGUUUUUGGGCGUCCACGGCAUUUCCACGACGAGGACAUUGACCAGGAGUUUCCGGAUCGUGCUAAUGAUGACGACAUGACGGCGCUUGGGCCCUCCGACACGCCGCAUACCCCAAUGAGCUGUCACGUUGAUGCUUUAAUCUUCCAUGCCAAAAUUGCUCAAAUCCUUGGGUCAAUAUCCAGAGAGGUAUACACCAUAAAAGAGAUGCCCGAACCCGACCGUGCAUCAGCAGCCCGCCGCCACAUCCAGCGCAUCCACGAAUGGCACGCCUCUUUGCCCAUUCACCUUGGCUCUGUCCCUCCCUCGAUACUCAUCCACAGCUACCGCCGCCAGGCCACCGUUAUCAAGCUCGCGCAUGCACACGCCAUCAUGCACGCCGGGCGGCUGUUCCUCCUCUCCAACUCGUCCGACGCAUUGGCCGAGGAGGAGGCAGUCAUCAACGCAGCGCGUACUGCGCUCGAGGUGGUGGACAGCAUGGCGCCCGAGGGUUCCAUAUUUCAUGCCUUUUGGUGGACGCACUACGUGACAUUUUGUGCUCUGGUGAUUGUGUACGUGUGGGAGAUUCAGCAACGGCGACAGGGCAGGGCUACGGGAGAUGAUGGCAGGGCUAGACUCCUCCAGUUAGCAGAGCGCUGCCAGGGGCACCUUGCGCGCGCGACGGCAACAAACUCGCCAAGCCGACGAUACGCCGUGAUCCUCGAGGAGUUCAAGCCAGCGGCAGCAGCAAGCUAUCCUACCUCCCGCCAUGACUCUGAAGAAAACACCCAGCCACCGCACGGCGCACCUGCCCAGCCGGGCGGGCCGAAUGCGCCGCAGGCACCUGGUGUACAGGAGUAUGGGCCAGCCUUUGGUUCGGAACCCGGGCUGCCCCUGGAUCCGCAUCUUCUGGACGAAUGGCAGACGACAGACUGGCUGGAACUUGAUUCUUCAGCAUUCUGGCCCCAGAUUGACGUUGGAGAAGCUAUAGUCUGGCCAGGUAUAGGAUGA
Molecule: messenger RNA, 2220 nt
Organism: Cordyceps militaris CM01
Lineage: Eukaryota; Fungi; Ascomycota; Sordariomycetes; Hypocreales; Cordycipitaceae
Product: C6 transcription factor, putative
Exons: 3
Coding region: 1-2220 (739 amino acids)
Biological process (GO): DNA-templated transcription; positive regulation of transcription by RNA polymerase II
Cellular component (GO): nucleus
Molecular function (GO): DNA-binding transcription factor activity, RNA polymerase II-specific; zinc ion binding; sequence-specific DNA binding
Source: RefSeq, a predicted model, not a curated record